AUGGCACCAUUGGUAGAAAACCACUCAUCUAGCCUUUUGACAAAUGAGGAAAACCUUCAAUUAUUCAAAUUGUUGGGAAAUCGGUGCCAAUCCUUGUGUUCUACUGUCGUCCAGUUAUACACAACUCAACCACCUAAUCAUUCACAAUGGAUCAAAAAAGCUACAGGUGUACUGUGUUUUGUCAAAGACAACACCCGCAAGAAUUUUUUCUUCAGAUUUUUCUGCCUGAAACGUAAUGUAAAGCUCUGGGAACAAGAGAUGUACAAUAACAUGGAUUACUUGGAAGGUACCAAAUUCUUCCAUAUGUUUGAAGCUAAAGACUAUUUGGUUGCCUUCAAUUUUGCUGACAUAGAUGAGGCAAAUGAUCUACUAUAUGUUGUUCGUCAAAAGAUUCAUGCUAGGAAAAGAAGGGAGGAUAAACGCUCAAGGCAAAUCAGUCAGAGUCAGACUUUGCCUUCUCCAACAUCCCACAUGCAGUUUUCUGCUAACAAAAAAACACUGGAUCCUGCAGAGAAGCAAGCAAAACGCAAAAGGAAUAUCACCAAGGCUGACAUUGGCAUUCCCAGCAAUUUUGUCCAUGUUUCUCAUAUUGGAUGGAGUUCUUCUUCUGGAUUUGACAUCAAUACUGAGAAUGAACAGCUGAGAGCCUUUUUUGAAAAGGCAGGAGUUUCCGAACAACAACUACAGGACAAAAGCACUCGAGAAUACAUCUACGACUUCAUAAACCGCAACAAUGUCCGCGAAGCGUUCGUCCAAGACUCGACCGCGACCGACAACCAACCACCCAACGUGGCCCCGCCCCCUGCGGUCCCGCCCCGAGGGCCGCUCGUGACACGCCCCCCGCACUUCCGCAACGCCCCUCCGCCGCCAAUACCGAACAAGAACGGCCACGCGACCACGCCCAGGAAGCCGAGAAUGGAGGUCGCUCCGCCCAGAAAGCCGGCGCCCGCGCCGAGCGUACCCACGCUGGGCGUGGCUCCGGCUGGCCCGCCCCCUCCUCCACCACCGCCCCCGUUGCCGGUGGGCGGGGAGGACGUUGCUCCGCCCCCUCCGCCUCCGAUGGCGCUGGGCACUCCCAGGGCUGUACCGCGGGGCGGUGACGUUGUGGAUUUGAAUUCAGCGUUGAUGCAGAGUAUCAGGAAUGGGACUACGUUGAAGUCGGUGGAGGAGACCAACAAGACCCAAACGCCGCCGCAAGAGGACGCCCGCAGCGGGCUGCUGAGCGAGAUCCGGCAGGGCUUCAAGCUGCGGCCGGUGGACGAGCGCGACGUGAAGGGGGCCCCCAGCCCCGUACCAGCGACCAGAUGCGACGACCUGGCCAGCGCAUUGGCCAGGGCUCUGGCGAAGCGCAGCGAGGUGAUACAUUCCGAGGACGACGACGACAAGUCGAACGCGUCCACGGAUUCAGAGUGGGAGGAUUGA
Phaedon cochleariae (mustard beetle) is the source of this 1422-nucleotide messenger RNA. The record is from the annotation of a GenBank genome assembly. Lineage: Eukaryota; Metazoa; Arthropoda; Insecta; Coleoptera; Chrysomelidae.